AUUAGAAGUGUAAAAAGACGAAAGAAUGAGAAACGUAGAAAAAAACAGGAAUUGAAUUUGACAAAACUGAGAAUAGGGAUUUGAGAAAUUAGACUGAGAUGGUACCGACACGGAAGAGAAUGGAAAUGAAAGAGCUUGUUAGAUGGGCAAUGGAGCGUAAGGGACCUGAAACAAGGAGUAGGGGUCGACCAAGAAAACGAUGGGUGGAUUGUGUUCGGGAUGACGAGAGAGUGAGCAUUUGGACAAAGUCAACGACAGAGUAGAGUGGAGUAAGAUGUCGAGACAACCCGAACCCCUUUUAGGGGACAACGGGAUGAUGAUGAUGAAUUGUGACAAAAACGACAAAUCAUGUACCGUUUCUAUGAUAGCCAUAGUCAAUAAAGCUCUCUAAAUACUGUUUUCGUAAAGCUUGUGUAUUCAUUGAUAUAUACUUACUUACAGAUCUAUUUUGCCACGCUGACCAUACACAACAUGUUGGUUUUCAUUUUUAUAACAUGAAAUCACAAAUAAUGCUCGUAACUUCUAUCAAUUUGUAUUAAUAUUGCUUUUUAUUGUUUUGUAAGAACUUUAUAAUGUCUACGCAGGUUUGUGGUGUUCUUCCUCGACGACGUUAUACAGCUAUCAGUGUAAUAAACGGCGCCAUUGAUUCUUCUGCAAUCAUGCUACUAAUAUUUAAGGUAUACUGUGCUGACGUAGUGAUUAAAAUAAUAACGAGGUUUAGAUUUGACUUUCCUUACCGAUACCAUUACCUCUAACUGGCUUAGUAUACACAUCUUAUUCUGAUUAGUUAAUCGGAUACAUCGAACGCAUAUGAUUGCUUAGUACUCCCUUAAAGUGUAUAUGACAUGAAAUUUCUUAUUUUCUUAAAUGUAAGAACUCUUUAAGUGGUAGUAUAACUUAUUUUCCAGUUUCUUGUUUUUUAUGGUUUGUCCCGGAGAUAUUUCAAUUUGCUUGACAUGUAAAUGAGUGUGAAUAUGUCCGCUAAUUUAUAACGUCAAGUUGGUUGCAGGCUUAAUACACUGGUUAUAAAUGUAUUAAAUCUAAAAACUGUUGAUAUAUAUCAGUUAACGUUUUUCUCCAGUGUUUUAUCACAUUUACGAGUAAGUGAAGUUUGAAAUUAUCAUCUUGGAAAGCCAUUUUGAAAAGCUUGCACCCAACAUGAGGUCAUAAAUUAGCGGACAUAUUCACACUCAUUGCUCUCAUUUACAUAUCAAACAAAUUGAAAUAUCUCUGGAACAAACAAUAAAAACAAGAAACUAAAAAAUAAGUUUCACUACAGCUUAAAGAGUUAUUUCAUUUAAUAAAAUAAGAAAUUUCAUUUCAUAUAAACUUUAAUGGUACCGAAAGUCAAAUCUGAACAUCUCUUAAUGCAUGGAACCUUUGUCAGGGCCAUUUGUAUUAGUUGCCAUGCGCAAACAAUGUAAGUAAUUAAAACAAUGUAAUUAAAAACAAUGUAAGUAAUGUAAGUAAUGUAAGUAAUCGUGUUGCUACUCUUUAUAGUAUAGUUGCCUCGAUGCCCGGCAAGCAGAAAAAUUGCUUGAUCGAAUCGAACCCGCGACCUUUGCUUGCUCGUCCAUAGACUUGGUUCAGGUCCGUCUCUCAAGGGGCUGAAUAUAGCGAAUUAGCGAUGCACGCGAACGGUGAAAUAGGCGCAAAGAUAUAUAUAUAUAUAUGAGAGAAAAGUAGGGAGAGACGUACUUAGGACAUUUGCAAGCGGCCAAAAUUUACCGUCGGAUUUUUCCUACGGAGUCGUGGCUUGGGAGUUGAGAACAUCAACACAUUUUCGCCCAAUGUUCUAUCAACCGAGGUUACGCUAUCAAGUCGGUUUGAGUAGAUAUAUGGAGUAGGACUAGCAAGGCAAAGAUCGAGGAUCCGAUUUUUCAACUUGACAGGCGUGGUGGCCGCACUUGAAUAGCGCCAUGUGAAAUGUAAAAGUUGUUCAUUUUCUUUCGUUACUUCUUCCAGUUAUGUUAUAAUUCUGGGAUUCCAUUCAAAACUAUCAUCAUCGUUUACUAUUCCUUUGUCUUUGGACAUGGAUUGUUGUUUACGUUUACGAUAUUUCCCAAAAAUCUACCAGAUAGCACUAAUACAGAUAUUGGCAAUGGCAGAAGUAAUGAAGAAGAUUCUAACUCAAGUAAUUGUAACACUGGCUUAAAAACUGACACAGAUGGACAAUUGAAAAACGAAAAAGUAUUUAUCAAGUCUGGCGAAGGUAAGGAAAACAACUCAGAGAAUAUUCGAAUACAAGAAAAAAGUCAUGAUCGGCAUUACGCUUUGCAAAAAGAAUUCGUGCAUGACACAGUAAAAUAAUCAAUAUCAACCCUGGGCCUACAACUUGGAGAUUUAAAUAAAAUACAUUUCUGAAAUGGUGUGGAAUGACUGCUGCUUCCUGGGAAGAAAACUGCGUUUUUGGCAACAAUGUUUUGUAGUUUCUUCAGCAAAGUAAGAAAAGUGUAGAGCUGUUUGUUCAAAUAAGUGAGUGAGCCGUGUAUCUUAAGGUGGCUCGCUACAGUUUAUAGAAAUGUUGAAAAUGCGUAAACUAGAUCACCUUUUUGAAGAGAUGAUGCUCUUUACAAAUCGAAAUUUGUAUAUUAUAUAUACAGCGACAAUCAAACAGUCAAAAAUUGGUCAGAAAAGUGACGUCACCACUGUUGCUAUGGCAACAAUGAUGAUUCAAGAUGGCCGAUAUUUUGGCUUUGAACGCAUUUUACUUUAAAAAGAUCGGUUACCCCCAUUUUUUAUUACAGAAAACAUUUUCUUAUAGUACAAUGCACUAUCUGACCAAUUUUAAAAAAAUUCUGUAUUGCCAAAUUUUUAAAAAAAUUAUAAACAUGGUUUUUCGAAAUAAAUUUUUUUUUGCAUGACAGAAUUUUUUUAAAAUUGGUCAGAUAGUGCAUUGCACUAGAAGAAAAUGUUUUCGGAAAUAAAAAAUGGGGGUAACCGACCUUUUUUAAAGUGUAAAAUGCGUUCAAAGCCAAAAUAUCGGCCAUCUUGAAUCGUCAUUGUUGCCAUAGCAACAGUGGUGACGUCAAUUUUCUGACCAAUUUUCGACUGUUUGAUUGUCGCUGUAUGUAUAAUAUACAAAUUUCAAUUUGUAAAGAGCAUCAUCUCUUCAAAAAGGUGAUCUGGUUUAUGCAUUUUCAACAUUUCUAUAAACUGUAGCGAGCCACCUUAAUCUUUGAAUCACGAUUUGAUUGAUCUAGCUUGAAACACGCUGCAAUAAAAGAACGGUAUAUGCCAGUGGUGCCAAUGAUAGCAAAUAUUAGCGAUUCAACUAUUCCUGAAAAUACAAGAAUUUCGAAGUGCCUUCGCUUAACACGUCGAAGUUCUCCUUGUAUUCAUCAGGUAGUUGCGUCCCUAGAUAUAGCUAUAUCAACCGAAUAUUAGAAAGGAAUAUACAGUAAAUAUAUCGCUCGGACUUUCGCUGUUUAAGUACCAGUUAUGUUUAUACUAUACUUACAGUUUUUUAACUUUAUUUUCCCGUAGGAAGGAUAAGCCUUCUCUCAAUAAUCAGAGGUCCAACGUUCAUCAUCCACACAUGUUUCGUUUCGAUUUCGACUUUACGGUCUUUCAUUUUCACUGGAACGGUCAACACGUUGUUGAAACGUCUCACAAAUGACAAAGAAAAAGGUGUGUAGAAAAACCUAUUUUGCUGAAUGUCUGUUUGUGGUAUGUGGUCGGCGCAUUAGUCUCGCACCUACGCGAGCAAGUUCGUGAUGGCCCAUGUAUAGAAAUAAUAGAUAUAGAAUGCAUAUCUGAUUACAAAGAGGUCUCCACUUUUCUCAUGAUCCGCCAUAUUGAAUUAUAGGAGUGAGAAUUACUCACAUUGUACAUAUACGCUAUCAAUUUUGUAUCAUCCAAGUUUCUUAUUUGAGAGAGUAGUGCCAUCCUUUCCACCAAAUAGGUACAUUAUGCAAUACCCAUAUUAUACAUCUUUCAUUUUUAGUGGAUUUCUAUCUUACAAUACUUGGAUUGAUUCAAUUUACUGGCAUAGUUCUGGCCUUUGUUCCUGGCUUUCUCCUUGACUGGUAUCCUGCUGGUAGACAUCGCAACUUUUCAAUCAUUUUAUCUUUUGUUCUCACGGGAUUAAUUUCAAUCCUGGUGACAGUUGGUUUUCUAAUUCCAGUUCUCGAAUUACAGGUAAAGUUCAACUCUACUAUUCUGUCAAUAAGAAUAUUGGGAACAGCCACAGCUAAGAACUGUUAUUAUAUAUUGUAGUCACUACGUGCCUUCUAAUUGGCAAACAUGAAAAUGACGCUGCCUGCACAAAACGAGUCACGUGAAGGUUGAGCCCGCGAUUUUGGCCCAAAGCGGUAUCAUUUCAGCUCGAGCGCAACGAGAGUUAAAAUGAGUUCUGAGAAUGGCCGAAAACACAUUUAUGCCCGAUAUAAUGAUUUUACACAGGGCGAAUACAGCACAAACGACAACAAAAUAGACAGAAAACUCUAAACCGUUCUCAAAAGAGAAAAACAAUAGAAAAUCGUUUACUCAAUUUAUGAAGUGAUAGUUACAGUACUGUAUGUAUGAAAUUAAAGUUAGUUUCGUUCGCUAAAGACAAACAAAUAUGGAUAAACUCGCAUUCACACUGUGUAUUGAAUGGAUUCUAUGCAUUUCAUUUUGGAAACUUGUUAUCUCUUCUCUAUCUUUUUUUACAGUCAUUUCGUCGAUAAAUACUAUUAAAAAAACGCUUAUACCCAUGCAGAUCACCCUAAAACAUAAAAACGACUGUAAACAUUUAAGCAUGCAAUGUCAAAUAUGUAAUAUAUUCAUUUUAGCUCGCAAGUUACGCCACAUCGCUCGCUAAAGUUACUAUAAUUGUUUUGUUACUUAAAAUAUUUCGAGGACAAGGACAACGAUUUGUCUUAUUUUAAGUGUCGGAUUUAAGUGCGUGUCUGGUUCAUAACGUUUGAAGUGCUAGAUUUCAUUACAAAAGGGGCGAUAGUUUCCAUCCUUCUGUUUUAGUUUGACGCUGAUAUGUUUCUAAAUAACGCUGAUAUGUUUCUGAAUUAUACGUUUUCAAAAUAACGUAAUUGUCCCUAUUUUUCUAGAUUUUCAAUUUUUUUCUUUAUUCCCUGCUAAGAACAUUUCUGUAUUCCACUCACUCGUCUUUUAUUAUGAAAAAGUAAGUAAAGUUUACUUAUAUUCUUCAUUUGCUGUAAUACUUAACUUCUUCAUUCAAUAUAUAGUCUAGAAUAUUUUUUCAUGUAAAGAAUAUUUUUUCAUGUAAUUGUCUUUUUUUUUCAUGAAAUGCCUUUUGGAGAGAGUUUAAUAAUAAACACUGUACCGCAUUAUACCAUAUAUAUUAUAUAUCAUAUUGUAAGUGGCCUGGCCACAGGUGUUUGAAUGAAAAUGUAAAUGUCUUAACUAGCCAUUUCCCGGGUCUAGUCACGCGAAUUCCAAGUUGACGGGACAAUAAAACAUAUUUAACUAAAAGUUUAAUUAAUGUAAAAAGGAGAUAUUUCAUUUUUGGUCGUCUAAAAAUUGAUACUUGAUAGUAGAUACUUCUACUCUUUCACAUAUUUGACGCCUGUCACCAUAUAUUUUGUCCCUCCAAUCGAUUGGGAAAAGGGUAAUAAAUCACCUUUUAACAGUUUCAAAAUUUGAUUUCAGAAUAUUUAUAUUCAGAAUUUAUUUCAGUGGGUAUAGAGCUGAAUAGAUGCGCGCAAGGUAUGCAACUCCUCCCAAAUCAACCAUCGAAUUUGAACGAAUAUAAAACCGGAAAACAUUGGCGGUCGCCCCGCCCUUUGACCCCCCCCCCCCGCCCGCAUGAGCAGAACGGUGUUGACCGCCAUAACGUAACAGUCAUACAAAAGUACUAAUUAUAAUAUUUAAUUUUCCAUUCAGCUUUCCAUUAUAUCAUGCUGGUGCACUGGUUGGGUUUAGUUUAUUAAUCUCUGCUGUGGUUUCACUUUCUCAAAUUCCAAUAUUUGCUUUGAUGGACGGCCCUUAUAAAGGCGAUCCAACUUGGGUAUGAAUUCUGGUAUUGAUGUCGUAGUAGUAGCAGUAGUGACCUGAAGGCCUACCAUUGCAGUACCUGUCAGGUACGACUAAAAAUCGUGCAUUACCCUGACAUGAAUAUUUCAGUACAUGCCAACCGGCCGGUGUAUAAAAACGAAAUGCUGUUUUUUCCUGUUAUACUGACAUUACUACAUUGACAAAUAAAACCGUCUGACUAAUGGCGUGAGAUUGAACAAAAUACCCAUGGCCUAUAUUAUACAAAAAUUGGUAAUUUAAUUUAAUUUAAUUUAAUUUAUUAAACCAGGGUGACUGACAAUUUAUGAAAAUGAUUUUGCACACAGUUUUAACGAUGGCAUUUUCGUAAUUUAUGUGCCGUUUUGGGAUUAAACUUUCAUUUUGUAAUGUUUUGACUAAAAAAACGUGAAGCACACAAACCAACAGUGGCUCACAUUAUGAUAAAUGGCUCUUAUUAAUAAUCUUUGUGCUGCUUGAAUCUCUUGUCGUAAUUAAUUACCCUGAUUUUCUAUCAUUAAUAGACAGCAAUUUUAUUUACUCUUUAUAAAUAGGUCAAUGUUGGUUUGUUGGUAAUUCAAAUCCUGGUCAUGGUUCAUCCAGUGUAUCUUUGGAAAUGUUCAAAAUAUGAGAAGAAAUUUAGUAACAACACUUUAGAAAUGAUAAGCCCGCAGACUAAUCCUAACAAUAGUAACACACCUGAUCUCGAAUUUAGGACUGGAUGGAGCAUCUGCUAUGCAAAUGAAGCCAAUGGCUCCAAAAGUGCUAGUUUUCAUUACAAAAGGGGCGACA
This is a messenger RNA of Paramuricea clavata, 6762 nucleotides long. NCBI's taxonomy places the organism in Eukaryota, Metazoa, Cnidaria, Anthozoa, Malacalcyonacea, Plexauridae. The record is from the annotation of a GenBank genome assembly.